AUGCUUGGACCUUUUUGCAAAGUACCUAGACGGCCAAACGUUGACACAGAAGGAUGUUGCGCACGAUCUGCGAAUCAGGCUGAAAUUAUGGGCGGCUUACACCGGCGCGCCCUUGCUUCUUCAGGCACUUCGUUGGACGAUCGACUCAUUUUCCACGACGAUGUGAAAUCUAUGGUGCUAAAGCUUCUGUGUAUGGUUGAGCGGAGUCUCAAAAGUGCAAUCUUACGCAAUGAACAUUCUACGCAUUAUUUCGAUCCAUCUACUCCCCAAGAUGGACUUCCUGAAUCAGCUGAGUCAGCCACUUCUCAGAGGCGCUCUUUUCAUGGUCUUGACGCCGUCUCGGCUUCGCUCGACCGACUCCACAGGCUUGCCACGGCUAUCCGACGAUCUUCCAUUGAAAGCCAGAAAGACAAGCUCUUAACGAAGACAUCGUGUUCCGAGGAAGAUACUUAUCAGCAACUAACUUCAGCUCUUAUCUUCCACCGAAAAAGGCUUCUCUAUGGGCCCCGACACAACAAGAAAUUGGCUUCGGAGCAGCAGAAAAAAAAACGAGGUGGUCUAAACGAUGCUGAUCACUUGAUUCAACGAGUGCUCAUGCGCAAUGCUCAAGAAACCAAUCUCGCUGAUAUCGGCAUGCCUCCUGAGCUCUCACAAACCGAGCCACUUUCGAAAACGGAGGCUUCUAUUCCUAAUUCUCAACUUCGUCUUGCUGUACUCAAAGCAUCCAGGCCAGUCGCCUCCAUUGUUAGUGUUGGAUCAUCUGUCUAUGGAGAUCACUUCCAUUAUCCGGAUGCGCCGACUUUCAAGAAAGACGCCAAAUUUCACCCUUGUCCAUAUUGUGCGGAACCUCUGUCGACCAAGAGACUUGGUCCAGAGAGAAGAGAUUUUUGGAGAUCCCAUGUGAUCCGAGAUCUUGAGCCCUAUGUCUGCAUCUCGGACGAUUGCAGAGAUCCGUUACAGUUCUUCGUCCAUUUCAAAGAUUGGCUUGACCACAUGAAUUCCAAGCAUACGACAGAGUGGUAUCGGACAGUCCACAUGUGCACCUGGCAUUGCAACUUGAGUCAUGAAGAAACGCAGUAUUUUGACAGCAAAGCCAGGUUCGACAUACAUACCAGAGAGGCUCAUGCCAAUUUGACUUCAACGCAGAUAAUUGCUCAUAUCAAAAGAAGCAAGGCUACAGGAGUCCGACAACAAUUUGUGUGCCCACUGUGUGAGACGGUCCCCGACACGCUCCAGGGUUCAGACGUUCGACUACAGCUCGAGGGUGCCCAAAGACUCCUUGCAAAGCACGUUGGUUCGCACAUCAAAGCCCUGUCUCUUCUGUCAUUUCGGCUUGUUCCCUUGAAUGCUAGUGAGCAGGUCACUACAAUCUCGUCAUGUUCCAGCAAUAACUUGUCGAUGAAUUCCAGGCAGACGGUGGACGGUUCCAGGCGUCUAUCUGACAUUGACUCGGAGCUAGACGUUCCUAAAACCUGGACUGCAGAUGCCGAGCAGCAUGGCGUACCUUUCGGUGAUGAUAUCGACACUGACAAGAAUACCAGUGCUUCCCGAAACCAGUCGCCGGGUGAAUCCCAGCAAUUUGGAGCACUUUCAGAUGGUAUGCUGACGGGUGGCAAUCCUACUGCUCUAGACCAAGCUGUCAUUCAUCAUCUAAGCUGCCGAUCGUUGGAGAUCGGUACUUGGAGGAGAAUGGAUCAAAAUACGAAGGACUUGGUCGUGUUUUAUUCUCCCGCCAAAGCCCGCAUGACCUAUUAUAUUAAAAAUGUCUCUGUUGGAUACAUGAUCGAAUACCCUUUCGCUUUCAUCACCAAAGUCUCGCAACUCCCUAAUAAACUUGUGUCUUUUCGGUACAGACCCAUUUUGUACGAUCUGAAUGGACGUCGGACGGUGCGCGACGUAAGAACCAGCCCCCAGCAACAGGCCAACGAGACACAAGUCCACCUCCAACAGGCUGGGUCCCACAUGAUAGAAGGCCAUACAAGGACUGAAGUUCCUGAUACCGAUCGCGAAAUGUGGGAUUUCCUGCCUGGCUUUGAGCACCUACGGCAUCAGCAAAACACGUCCUACCCUACACUACCUGGUCAGGAGAUGUACCAAAAUUUUAUGUCCGGGGCUCAGGGCCUGUUGCAACGUGGGAACGUGGGAACGUGGGAACGAAGCUUUAACUCGACAGUGAGGACAGGUGUCCAGCCGUCCAACAAGGUCACGGCAGGCACUCUCGAUUUUGAGAGUUUACUACCACCGCUCCAAGCACGCCUCAAAGGACGGAAGUGCCUGGUUCUUGAUCUUGAUGAGACACUGAUCCACAGCAGUUUCAAGGUCCUUAAUCAAGCGGAUUUUACCAUUCCCCUCAAUAUUCGCGGUCAAUACCAUGACGCUUAUGUGGUGAAGCGACCCGGUAUAGACCAAUUUCUGAAGCGCAUGGGUGAGUUGUUUGAAGUUGUUAUCUUCUCCGAGAAAGCAUCCUCGUACGUGAAUCCCAUCAUUGACCAACUCGACAUCUUCCAAGUGGUCAAUCAUCGACUUUUUCGAGAGUCAUGCCACUGGGACUACUACCAGUCCGAACCCGACGACGACGACGACGACGACGGUCUAUACUUCAAGGACUUGAGCCGGCUCGGACGAGAUCUGACGUCGAUAAUCAUGCUUGAUAAUUCGCCGACGUCAUAUCGCUUUCACCCGCAGCACGCAGUACCCAUCAGCUCCUGGUUCUCCGAUGCUCAUGACAAUGAGCUGUUGGAGAUAAUCCCGGUACUCGAAGACUUGGCCGAUCCGCAUGUCACAGACGUGAGUGUAGUUCUUGACAUCGCAUGUUGA
Molecule: messenger RNA, 2817 nt
Organism: Exophiala xenobiotica
Lineage: Eukaryota; Fungi; Ascomycota; Eurotiomycetes; Chaetothyriales; Herpotrichiellaceae
Exons: 7
Coding region: 1-2817 (938 amino acids)
Cellular component (GO): plasma membrane
Molecular function (GO): phosphoprotein phosphatase activity
Source: RefSeq, a predicted model, not a curated record